CGUGCGCGAGAACCUGGCCAGGCACGUGCGCCAUCGCCACCCCGACGCCGUCCUCUCCAAGGACGACGACCUGCGCCCUUAGGCCCCCGACGCCCUGCGCCGCCGUCGCCGCCGUCCUCGGAGGAGGGCGGCGGCAGCAGCGUGUGCGGCGUGUGCGGCAAGAUGUUCCAGGGCACCAACCAGCGCUUCCUCCUGCGGCGCCACCUGCUGACGCACACGGGCGAGCGGCGCCACGCGUGCCCCUACUGCUCGUACCAGGCCAACCAGGCGGGCAACCUCAACAGGCACAUCCGCAACCUGCACCCGACGCACGCGCACGCCCACGACCUGCAGCAGGCGCCGCGCCAGAUCAUCUCCGUGAUGCAGGCGUCGCCGCGGGGCGCGCACCCGCCCCUGCUCGGCGCCGUGGCGGUCACGUCGCCGCUCUCCGGCGCCUCCAGGCCGCUCCUGACGCUGCCCGUGGCGACUCGGCAGCCCGGCCGGGGCGCCAAGCCUCGCUCGCCGUCCCCGAGCCUCACGCCCUCGAGGUCCUCCUUGGCGGCGCCCCAGCUCCCGCUCCACCGCCCCGCCCUCUUCCUCCAGGCCUCCGUCACGUCGACCGCUGUGUCCAGCAGCUCUGCCAAGGCGGCCGCCCCCAGCACGACGGCCACGGGCGCCCCUGACUGAGCAGCCCACUCGAUGCCAACCUCGGUCGCAGGGCGUCAGCUCCCGAGGCCGCUCCCCCCGACGGGCGUG
Penaeus vannamei (Pacific white shrimp) is the source of this 735-nucleotide messenger RNA. RefSeq names its product zinc finger protein 219. Lineage: Eukaryota; Metazoa; Arthropoda; Malacostraca; Decapoda; Penaeidae. The record is from RefSeq and is a predicted model, not a curated record.